Molecule: messenger RNA, 403 nt
Organism: Argentina anserina (silverweed cinquefoil)
Lineage: Eukaryota; Viridiplantae; Streptophyta; Magnoliopsida; Rosales; Rosaceae
Exons: 2
Coding region: 5-403 (132 amino acids)
Source: RefSeq, a predicted model, not a curated record
AGACAUGAACUUCCUUUGUACCGUCCUCGUUCUUCUCUCAUUUCUUUUGUUUGCAACAAUUACAGAAUCAAGAAUGGGUGCAGGAGGCUACAAGGAAUUCGAAAACGCUAUUGAAAGACGUCCCCAGCCAGAAAACUUAUGGGAACUCAUGAAAGAACAAUUGGACACUGAUAAUGUUAAUGUUAAUCUUUCUGAUGAUAAAGAUGAGAAAACCGAUUGCCGGGAUGGGAAUGCGCUUGAGAUGGCUGAUGAUGAAGUAUACAAUAUUGAUACGACUGAAGUAACAAAAUCCAGUAAUCAUGAAAAAAACCCAGAGUCCAGUGAUGAUGAAGUAUACGAAGCCGCGAAUGCCUUUUAUGAAGACUUUGAGCCGGGGCCAUAUAUUUCUGUUUAUAACAACUGA